Messenger RNA from Acanthopagrus latus (yellowfin seabream), 2409 nucleotides. RefSeq lists its product as uncharacterized. Bases 285 to 1994 code for a protein of 569 amino acids. The transcript is spliced from 11 exons. Lineage: Eukaryota; Metazoa; Chordata; Actinopteri; Spariformes; Sparidae. The record is from RefSeq and is a predicted model, not a curated record.
GCGGAGCGAUGACAUUGAAGAGUGCGAGGAGAUAACAGCGGUGACCUUGGGGCUUCCUGCCGAUGGCAUCAAGAUUUUCCGUGUACAAGCAUGACAUUAGUUAAACACUCUCAGAGGCGCUUCAAUCAGUCAGCAGCUAAGAGAGAGGAAGGAAGAGACAUUUCAAAAUAGCUGUCCGCCGUCCUUCCACCAUCCUUCCUCCAACCAACCUCCUCGGCCUUCGCUCUGUUAAAAGAGCAGUUUUCUGAGUAGAAAACUGGAGGACAGCAGCAGCAGCAGCAGCCAUGCCGUCGACAGGAGCUGUAUGUGUGCUGAUGGGUUUCAUCCUGUGUGUCUCAGGGGUUCAGGGACAAGAAAACACCAUCUGUGCCUUGAAAGGUUCAUCCGUGGAUCUGUUCUGCUCCGCCAAAGAUCCACUUUACAGGAUGAAUUGGUACACUGUGCACAUGAACGUCUCCAACUACUUCAUGACGAAGCUCUCCACAAACCAAAGUCGUGUAAUGUUGAACGAGAGUGACUUCACUCUAAGGAUCAAAGAUCUGAGAGAGACGGAUUUUAAAACGUAUUGCUGCAAAGAGAACACAGACCAACCAGAACUCUGCUGGAAGCACAGAACUGAGCUCCAUGUUGCAGACCUGCAGGUGAAGGUGAUUCCCUCCACAGAGGGACACACAGUAACACUGAUGUGCAGCACCAGCUGUCCUCUGACUGAAAACCCUGCAGCCUACAUCUGGUACAAGAACAGAGAGUUUCUCUAUGAGGACUGGUCUCCCUGGUACCAACAGCUGGUCAGCAGUGAGGAAGCAGUCACAUACUCCUGUGCUAUCAAAGGCUACGAGGACCUCAGAGCCCCUCAAGUCUCAGUGGAUUCUGUCACAUCAGCCUGCUUCAGUGUGACCUACGCUAAAGGGAAAAUGUGCUCUUAUGCGCAGAAAUCAGAGGAUGAGCCCUGCUCCAUCACCUACCCGACAGAAAUACAUGUUCAGAAGACUCCUGGGAAGGACUCUGUCACACUGACCUGUAACACCAGCUGUCCUGAGGCGGAUCCUCACACUGCCUUCAGGUGGUACUGGGACAGAGACGUGUACAGUCACUGUGAGAAUCAGGAUAUCAUGGUUUUCGGCCCGUCUAGCCGUCUGCCCAGCCGCUGCGCUGUGAAAGGCCACGAAGAUCUGCACUCUGAUGAAGUCUGUGUUGGUCAAACAGGUUGCAGGAGUGUGAAUUACCUCACCAGGAGGAUUUGUUCACCGGAAGGCUCCUCGGUGAACAUGUCAAGCGUAGAGUCAGAAUUUGAUCAUCAGCUAUUGUGGAGUAAAGUAAAGAGACGUGAUGAGGAGCCUGAAAUCUUGAAGGAGGAGAAAAGCAGUCAGCUGGAGUUUCACGUCAGCGCUGAACAACGCGCGCUGACGAUCAACAACCUGACGAGGGACGACUCAGCAGAAUACAUAUUGAAAUGGUUUCACACGGAUCUGUCUGGCUUAUUUGGAGUGUAUUUAGUCGUCACAGGUGUUAAAGUGACGUUCACUCCUUCUGCAGUGGUGACAGAGGGGCAGAGAGUCACUCUGACCUGCAGCACCAGCUGUCCUCUGAACACAAACUACACCUGGAACUUCAACAGUCGACCUCUGAACCUGCCAGAGAACCAGAACAACAAACACCUGGUUCUGGACCCAGUCAGGAAGCAGCAUGCGGGAAACUACUCUUGUGCUGCCGGUGCCCCCCAAAUCAUCGACUCCAGUGAAAGGACUCUCACCGUCCUGCCUGUUGAAGCCAUGGCGAUAAUGAAUGCAGUCAAACUGACCAUGUUGUCUCUGAUUGUUCUAUUUCUCAUCUACCUGGCGAUCAGGAAGAAGAGAACUCGGACUCCUGCUGCUGAGCUCGCUGACAAAGUACGACCUGAAGAGACGGACCCGCUGUAUGACAACAUCGGACUCUCGGUCAUGAAUCCUGCAGAACGGGCAGAACCAGCGGAGCCGCAGGAAAACACUGUGUAAUAUCAGGAUGUUCGUUAUCUCUGUUGGGUGCAGAUAUACGAAGUCUGUUGUGUUCAUUUAGGUUGAAAUUGGCAAGACGGGAGUUUUUAGCACUGCAAAGGCAACUGAAGGUCACAAAGAGACUAAACAUAUACAGUUAUCCUUUCAUAUCUAGUCCUUUCAGCAAACACCGGUGGGCGGACGCAAGGAUCUUAUCUAAUGCAGCUGAUUAACAUGUACGGUCAUGAAGGCCUGAAGUUCAUGUUUGUCAGAUGAUCUUAUUAACUUCCUGUGAAACAAGUUAGUGAAUUGUUGCUCACUGCUUAGAAAAAUCCUCACAGUUGUUUUAUUGUUGUGAUCAUAUGUUUCUCUUGUUAUAUUUGAUGUGUUUUAAUGGCGUGUUUAUCUUGUGAUUCUCAUUUGUUUGGUCUUUUUC